Pygocentrus nattereri (red-bellied piranha) is the source of this 4121-nucleotide messenger RNA. RefSeq names its product myosin light chain kinase 2 (gene mylk2). NCBI's taxonomy places the organism in Eukaryota, Metazoa, Chordata, Actinopteri, Characiformes, Serrasalmidae. Bases 138 to 2837 code for a protein of 899 amino acids. Gene Ontology annotation, molecular function: protein serine/threonine kinase activity; ATP binding. Gene Ontology annotation, cellular component: nucleus; cytoplasm. Gene Ontology annotation, biological process: intracellular signal transduction; positive regulation of apoptotic process; protein phosphorylation. The transcript has 16 exons. The record is from RefSeq and is a predicted model, not a curated record.
CAGGGAGGCCACCAGUAACAGUCCAGUGGACUCUUCACUCUUGGAGUUGCACCAUAACGACCUUACGCUGGGCUAGCUGCUGUAUCUGCAGCUUGCUCCCUGUUCCUGUAGUUAGCUCUGCUCAGUGCUUCCUUAGCAUGCGCUCUGUAAAGUGGCCUGCUCCUCCUGCCCAUGACCUGGUGACCCUGGAGACCAGAAUGGAUGACCUGCACCGUAAAGUGGACCGGUUAUUGUCCUGCAGCACCGGAGCAGACUGUCCCAUGUGUAGGAUCUGCAGCCACCACAGUAAGCAGCAAGAGGCCACAGCCAGCCAGCUUUCAGCUCAGGCAAAACUCCUCGACUCUCUGGAGAAGAAAGUGACGGAGGUGAGAACAGCACUGGAGGAGCUAGCACGCGGUCUAGAAGAUAAAUUUUGUGAUAGGAUGUCUGUGCCGGCAGUCGCUCUGCAAAGAAGGAAGUCUUUGCCUGUAAGGACUUCAGUGGAUGAAGUGUAUGUGCGGUUGGAUGUGCCCAGAGAGAAAAUAAUCCAGCAUGCUUUUAAUGUGCCCUGUGAAAAAGGUCAAACAGGCACCCUGGUUGAAGACAGCGAAGGGGAGGCUCUGAGAGGAGAAGGGCAGCCAAUCAGAGUUAACCUGGUAGAAGUGAAAAGUCAGCAUGAGCCUCAGCCAUAUAAAGAAGUUAACAGAGAAUUAUCAGGAAUGGCACCACGUUUGGAAGCAUCACAGUCUAGUCAUGAGCCUCCAAGUGUGGCCAAGAUGGAUGGAGCUGUACCAUCUUCAAGCCAAAAAAGUUCCAAGACAACAGGAGUGGCUCUUCCUACAAGUGCAGGGACUUCAACGAAGGUCACAUUUCCACCAAAAAUUGUACCAAAAGUACCAACAACAAAAAGUUCAACAUCACAAAAUCAGCCCACAGCAAAAACCACACAGGUGGCUGCCCCUGUUAAGACACUUGGAUCUUCAAUAAACACCACAGCAUUAGCAGGCUCUACAGCACUGGUGUCGAAUCAGAAGAUGCCAAUAACAGCUGUGCUGGCAGCUCACAUUACUACAACAACAGCAGCUCCAAGUGUGGUCACUUCUGUGUCCAGUAAUCCACCAAAGUUCACCAUAACCGAGAUCACAGCACCACCUCCAUCACUCCAUGAUCUUCAGAAAAUAACUUUAGGUGUUCCUGUGGCAACAUCCCAAAGCAUGGGGAAGUGUUCGUCUAAUACAUUACCUCCAGUAUUGCCAAUGAUAAACUCCAAGCGGUCAAACAACACAGUCACAAAAACUACAGUAGCAGGAGAACAAACACCAGCUUCUUAUCAUCUGCCUAAGACAUCAGGACUGACUUCUGCUCUGACAAUAACAGCACCAACCUCAGUCACCUCCAUGUCCACCAAUCAACCAGCAGUAACUGUAGCACCAAGCCAUAAACCUCUAAAAGUGACAACCACCAUGGGAGCUUCAGAGACCACAUCACAAAACCUAGACAAGUCUUCCACAAAUUCUCAAAUAACAAAACUGCCUGCAGCCAAAAGCUCAACAUUAUCUCCUCCAAACACAGCUGGCUUGAUGGUUCCAACGGCAAUGACAGCAGGCUCCUCACUAAAACAUGUUUAUAGUUGUCCUGAGUCACUACAAAGAUUUCAGGGCACUGGAGGGAAAUCCGACUCUACUCACACAACAGCACCACCACUGGUGAAGCCUGGAGCAGCAGUCAGGCCCGCUAGCACUGUAGCUGGAGGAAUACAGAUCAAGAUAAGUCCAGCAGUAGCAGAGCAAAUCACAGGCCAGACCAAAACACCUCCCAAAACCUGCCUCAAAAUGAUAGAUGAUGUUCCUCCUCAGCCUGCCCCAUUCCCACAUAGAUGUGUGUCUCUGAGGCCCAGUCCACCGUGCGACUUCUUCAGCAUCCACACCAAAGAAGUGCUGGGAGGUGGACGAUUUGGCAAAGUGCACAAAUGCACAGACACUAAAACCGGCCUAAGACUGGCAGCAAAGAUCAUCAGUGCAAGAAAUGUCAAAGAGAGGGAAAUGGCAUUGAAUGAGAUCCAGACGAUGAACCAGUUGAGCCACUCCAACAUACUGCAGCUCUAUGAUGCCUUUGAGGCCAAAAACCAAGUAGUGCUGAUACUGGAGUACGUGGAGGGAGGGGAGCUGUUUGAGAGGAUUGUGGAUGAAAGCUGCCCGUUGACCGAAGUGGACGCCAUGGUGUUUGUGAGGCAGAUCUGCGAGGGAGUCCAGUACAUGCACCAGAUGUACGUCCUUCACCUGGACCUGAAGCCAGAAAACAUCCUUUGUGUGAAUCGGUCAGGUCAUCAGAUCAAGAUCAUUGACUUUGGGCUUGCCAGAAGGUACAAACCACGAGAAAAGCUACGAGUCUCAUUUGGAACUCCUGAGUUUCUGGCUCCAGAGGUGGUCAACUUUGACUUCGUCUCCUUUCCCACAGAUAUGUGGACUCUAGGAGUUGUCACUUACAUGCUACUAAGCGGCCUCUCUCCCUUCCUGGGUGAUGAUGACAGCCAGACCCUCAACAACGUGUUAACGGUCAACUGGUACUUUGAUGAGGAUGCCUUUGAGCAUGUCUCUGCUGAGGCCAAAGACUUUGUCUCCAACUUGCUGAUCAGAGAAAGGAGUGGUCGUCUCAGUGCUACUCAGUGUCUUAAGCACCCAUGGCUGAACAACAUAUCAGAGAAAGCAAAGUGCAGCAAUAUCAUCCUGAAGUCACAGGUCCUUCUCAAGAAGUACAUGGCCAGGCGGCUGUGGAAGAAAAAUUAUAUUGCAAUAGCAGCAGCCAAUAGAUUUAAGAAGAUAAGCAGCUCAGGCUCUCUUACAUCCAUGGGAGUCUGAAAAAGAUUCCGCUGGUUAAGACAGUACACAACUGUACAUAUUAUAACCACAUGGCAAGUGAUUGGAUUUAUGCAGUAAAAUGUUUAUUGCUUCUGUCAUGUUUUUUCUUUCUUUUUUUUUUUUUAUUUGACAGUAUCAGCUGCCCUUUACAUUGGCCUUACAACAAAGCUGUGUACAGUUAAAUCUGAUCAUUAAUGAGCACAUGCAUUUUUCAGUCAUUUUUGUUAUUCAAUACAUUUAUUUUUGGCAGAUCUGUGUAAUCAAACUCAGGUCUGCUAGGUGUGCAUGUACAUUUGAGCAUAAUAGUGCAAUAAACUGAAAAAAAAAAUGCAAACAAUACAAAACACAGCUCAUACAGUGCAAUAAUUCAUAUAAUAUAAUCAUUAAAAUAUGCUAUUUCAGGAAAAUAAUCACACUACACAAUCACAUCAGUCUACCUUCUUAAUAAAUGGAGUCAUUUUGUUUAUUUCACAUUUUAGUAUUUCCAGUAGUUGAAAUUGUAACACUAAAUAGUUUGGACGAUAAAGGGAGCAGUGCACUCACUGCUCCACCUCAAAUUCCAUCUAUGAGCACAGUCAUUGACUCACGAGCCAAGGCAAGCUGUCAUUGUAGUGGCUCCCUACCGCAUGUAUUAGGGCAUUCUCGAUGUAAGUGAUAUGUAAAUGAGAUACAGACAGGAUACUGCCUGAUUUCACACACUGAAGCCGAUUCAUCAUUUGCACUCAAAUCUCCACUUGUUUCCACAUCAUACAAACAUUUCUUGAAUCAGAUGCGGAGUAGUUCAAACAUUAUCAUAUAUGGGCUCGUUUGCUGACUAAUUACCAUUGUGUGAACACUUCAUGACGAUUGGACCAACAGAAAUGGUCUAAAAUUACUUGUAAUAAAAUCUAAUCAGAUAUGAGUUUUUUUUCCUUAAUUUUUAGUACAGCACUUUGGCAAGCAGUAGAUACAGUAUAUCUAAUAAUAUCUAAAAAAAAUAUCUAAUAAUGUAAUGUAAUAAUUUACAGUAGAUACUCUAAAUUAUAUUUAUAAUUUAAAUUGUAUUUAUUAAAGGGAAGUGUUAUGUGAGAAUUGUUAACAAUGAAAAGGCAUCCUCAGUAUGACAGCACUGUGCUCAAAUAGCAUUUAUAGAUACUUCUCCUUCUGUAAAGGGGAUGUAAGUGAGAACAAGAACUUAGGAACAAAAUAUAUAUUACUUCACAACUGUGUUUAUUAUUGAUUAUGUUUAAGCUGGUGGAACUGAUGUCUUGUUUUGUUUAAGAUUAAAUUCAAUCUGUGUCUUAA